Messenger RNA from Harpia harpyja (harpy eagle), 509 nucleotides. RefSeq names its product Ras interacting protein 1 (gene RASIP1). The annotation marks the transcript as partial. The transcript has 3 exons. NCBI's taxonomy places the organism in Eukaryota, Metazoa, Chordata, Aves, Accipitriformes, Accipitridae. The record is from RefSeq and is a predicted model, not a curated record.
CCGCCACGAAGGGAAAUCGCUGCUCGGUGACCGCGCUGUAGGCAGAGAGACAAAGGGGAGACGCGGGACAUGGGGCUGCGGCGCUGAGCUCUGGGGGGACACAACCGCUGCUGGGACCGAGCACCCGUGGGAGAACGCCGUCGCCAUGUUCCCAGAGGAUCGCAAGGAGGGCAGCCCCCGUUUCGGGAAACUCCACUUCCCCGUCGGCCUCUGGAUCAACUCCCCCAAGAAGCGCCUGGCCAAGAUGAGCCGCCGGUGGCCCAGCGCCGGCUCCGUCAGAUCGACCUCCUCGGACACGGCCAGCCGCGGCAGCGAGACGGUGGAGCUGCGUCCCCCCAGCAAAACCAAACCCUCGCGGCACAAGCGUCUCUCCAACCUCUUCCACCGCAGCGGCGCCGGGACGGGCGCUGCCAGCGCCGGCGGGCGUUGGGCCAGUGAGAAGAAGCUGGCGGAGCUGGUGGACCCGGUACCCGAGGUCCUGGUGGGGGGUGAACAACCCCCCGGCCAGC